UUUCAUAUUCUGCAGCAAACACCCGCAACAUACUGACACCGCAGAAUGUCAUUAGGGUUCGUUACAUUCGUAGCCUAUUUGUCAAGAUGUCUAACGUAAAGGCCAAAGACAACGCUUUGUACGAAUUAAACAUGCAAAGAGAAACUUGGUGUUGCGUUGAAGUGGACAGCAAGUUCUGGGUACAAGCGGAGAGGAGGCAUUUUGCCCAUCAUUUACAGACCACCUUCGAUUUCAAAUCGCUCCAUGACCAUGGAGCGGAGCAGCGAUCGUCUUGGAUGGGAGGCGUUUCCAAAUUGCCGGAGAGGAAGCACUUCGCUGAGAGCUACAAGGCGCAUUUGGUGUGAAAAUCGUCCACAUGUCCCGCUGCCAGCCCCAGGCACUCAACAGUGUACUUAUGAAACAG
This is a messenger RNA of Megalops cyprinoides (Indo-Pacific tarpon), 403 nucleotides long. Its product is annotated as spermatogenesis-associated protein 45-like. NCBI's taxonomy places the organism in Eukaryota, Metazoa, Chordata, Actinopteri, Elopiformes, Megalopidae. The record is from RefSeq and is a predicted model, not a curated record. The transcript has 2 exons. Bases 87 to 344 code for a protein of 85 amino acids.